AUGACCAAUAUCGAAUUUUCAAUCACUGGCCCAGACACGGCUAUCGGAACGUCCUAUCUUUGGUUUGCAGCGACGCCGGAUGUCAGCAAACCAGAAAUUCACUAUGCCUUUGGCGGCCCCUACACAUUCGACUUCAAGCGGACCUCUGAAGGGUGGAGAAUCUCUAGAAUGCGCUUAAGGAAAAUAUGGGCACAGGGUGAGGACACCGAAAAAGCUUUUGGAGCAGGUUCUUGA
This is a messenger RNA of Exophiala xenobiotica, 234 nucleotides long. RefSeq lists its product as uncharacterized. The transcript has a single exon. The coding region runs from base 1 to 234 and encodes 77 amino acids. NCBI's taxonomy places the organism in Eukaryota, Fungi, Ascomycota, Eurotiomycetes, Chaetothyriales, Herpotrichiellaceae. The record is from RefSeq and is a predicted model, not a curated record.